CUGUUCCUCUGGAUGUACCUGCUUGGGGUCCUGGGGAACCUACUCAUCAUCCUGGCCGUCGGCUCCGACCCGCACCUGCACACCCCCAUGUAUUUCUUCCUCAUCAAUCUCUCCCUGGUCGAUGCCUGUCUAUUAUCUACCAUGAUCCCCAAGAUGUUGGCCAUCCUCCAGACCCAAGAUAAAUCUAUAUCGUAUGCUGGCUGCCUGGCCCAAAUGUUUUUUUUCCUUCUGUUUGCAGGUCUAGACCAUUUCCUCCUCAUUGGGAUGGCUUGUGAUCGCUACCUGGCUAUAUGUCACCCCCUCCACUACACCACCAUCAUGAACCCACGGCUCUGUGCCCUGAUGGUUGCUGGGUCCUGGAGUGCCAGUACCCUUGAUGCCCUGGUUCACACAUUAUUGGUGGUUCCGCUAUCUUUCUGUACAGACAAUGAAAUCCUUCACUUUUUCUGUGAGCCUAACAGGGUCCUAAAGCUUUCCUGCACAGACACUUUGAUCAAUGAUGUAUUGCUGUAUGUGCUGACUGUUAUAUUGGGUAUUAUUCCCUUUGUGGGUAUCAUUUUCUCUUACACCCGCAUCAUAACCACCAUACUGAGAGUCCCAUCUGCCAAAGGAAGAUAUAAAGCCUUCAACACCUGUUGCUCACAUCUAUCAGGGGUCUCCUUAUUCUAUGGCACUAGUUUAGGGGUCUACCUCAGCCCCGUAUCUACCCAAGCAUCAUGGAAGGGCUCGAUAGCCUCCGUGAUGUACACGGUGGUCACCCCCAUGCUGAACCCCUUCAUCUACAGCCUGAGGAACAAAGACAUGAAAGAGGCUCUGAGAAAUUUGUUCAGAGGGAAAACUGUCAUCAUGUAA
Tachyglossus aculeatus (Australian echidna) is the source of this 852-nucleotide messenger RNA. RefSeq names its product olfactory receptor 7A10-like. The record is from RefSeq and is a predicted model, not a curated record. Lineage: Eukaryota; Metazoa; Chordata; Mammalia; Monotremata; Tachyglossidae. The annotation marks the transcript as partial. Gene Ontology annotation, molecular function: G protein-coupled receptor activity; olfactory receptor activity. Gene Ontology annotation, cellular component: membrane. Gene Ontology annotation, biological process: G protein-coupled receptor signaling pathway. The transcript has a single exon.